Molecule: messenger RNA, 1071 nt
Organism: Orycteropus afer afer
Lineage: Eukaryota; Metazoa; Chordata; Mammalia; Tubulidentata; Orycteropodidae
Gene: BORCS6
Product: BLOC-1 related complex subunit 6
Exons: 1
Coding region: 1-1071 (356 amino acids)
Biological process (GO): lysosome localization
Cellular component (GO): BORC complex
Source: RefSeq, a predicted model, not a curated record
AUGGAGUCGUCCCAGGGGCGGCCUGGGCCCGGGGCGGACCCCCCGGCUCUAGGGAAACACCAGGCCGAUAUCUUCGGCAGUGAGCCGGGCCGAACGCCCUUUGAGUCAUCCUCAGACCUUAGAGUAUCUGAGAAGGAAGAGGCCGAGAACGUUGGGGGCGCGAGCCGCCACCCCAGGGCGUCCCUGAAGACUUCGAGCUGCAGCGUAGUCCACCGGUUGGAAUGGGAGGCUCAGGAGGACGAAUCCGGGCCCCGAGGAACGUCGUCUGGGACCGGGAGCCGCAGGGUGGCGCUGGGUCCGGAGCACGACCCGUCCCCCUCUUCCCGGCGCCAAGACCCUGAGCCACCGGAGGUCGAGCCUGCAUCCGAGAGGGUGUGCUGUCUAGGGAGCCCGGGAGGCGGCGGGAUGAGUGUUGAACAGCAGACGCAGGAGGAAGACAACGAAGAGGCGGCGGUGGCCGGUAGGACUGGGCGCUCAUUCUCCAGCCGCCUUCAGGACAGCCGCAGCCUGGAUGCGCUGAGCGGAGCGUGCGGCGGCGCAGGGUCCGCAGCGGGCGCCGAGGCCGGCGCGAGCGGCGGGCGCCGGGCCACUAUCUCCAGCGCCCUGGAGCUGGAGGGCACAGUGAGUCGCCACGGCGACCUCACCCACUUUGUGGCCAACAACCUACAACUCAAAAUCCGUCUGAGCGGCACCCCUCAGCCCCCGCUCCCCGUCCCUGCGCGUUCCUGCCCAACGCCUGCCCCCUCUCCGGCCAUCCCGCCGAUCGACCCCGACGUGUUGCGGGACCUGGAGCGGCUGAGUCGGGAGCUGGGCGGCCGAGUGGACCGUCUGCUCCGCGGGCUGGGUGGCGCAGUGCAGGAGCUUACAGCGCUGAGCGUGGGCUGCAUUCAGACGUAUCGCGACGCCGUGGACUCCUUAGGCGAAGCCGUGGACAUGAGCAUCAAGGGCAUGUACACCCUGCUGGCGCGCUGCGAGGAGCUGGAGCGGGCCCUGCAACCGGUUCAGGGACUGGCUCGCCAAGUACGAGACAUCCGACGCACACUGGAGGUGUUGGAGGCUCUGUGCAAGUGA